AAAAAUUACAAAUCUAAAAUGUCUGAUCAACUGUAAUCUUUUUAACAUUAAAGUCAAAAUUAAUUUUUGAAACCUUUACAGAGGAAGCUGAUGGAGUCCCUGAUCACAGCUCCCUACACUACAUGUUGGGUCUCAACCUUCCCUUUGACAACCAAGACACUGCUGAGGGCCAGGAGAGUAUCAAGACCAUGGUCAAUGCCAUCCGCAACAAGCUGGUACAACAGGGUCCCUGUCACAUUGAGCUGCAUGCAGCACUGGACAUAAUAGCCAGCUCUCAGCAGAAACUGGGAGAGAAGUUCACAACUUUCUAUCUCCCCAACUGUGAUAAGCACGGCUUCUACAAGGCCAAGCAGUGUGAGUCAUCUCUGGUUGGGCCACCCGCUCGCUGCUGGUGUGUCUCUUCCUGGAAUGGGAAGAAGAUCCCUGGAUCGAGUGACCUGCUGGGUGACUCAGAGUGUCAUCAAGAAGUCGCUUACUGAAGGAUGGACACUGUUGUCACUUAUAAACACGCUCACACACACACACAGGCACAUACAUAAACACACGUAGACACAAGCAAACGUGUGUCAUAACUUAACAUCCGGUAAAAGUGUAAAUCAACAUGAAACCACCUGAUGAACUGACAAAUGUAACAUCCUAUUUCAGAGGAGAAAAUUUCCUCUCAUUUUAUUUACAUGAUGUAUGUAUCAAGACUUAUUUAUUCAGUGCUUGUAUAUUCUUUCUAACAUUAACCAUUUGUCAUUUUUAGAUAUUUUAUAUGUUUGCCUAUUUUUUGUGAUUGUAAAUAGGGCGACACUGUAUACAUUUGUGUUUCUGACUAAAUAACUCCAUUGCUCAAAACCACAGGUCCAAAGUUCUGCCAAGCCCAUUUCAGUCUUCAGGAUCUUUUUUUUUUUAUUCAUUCAAAACUGGAGUUGUGCACAGCACGAAACAACACAGCCGCUCAUUCAUUCAACAUUGUUGACAUUGUCUGAAUGUAUCUCCAUUGGCGUUUCCUCAAUGGGUAUUGGGGGAAAUACUUAAAGUGCCGCAAGUAUGUGCUCGGUGGCCACGCACAAACAUAUCAGGACUCAUCCAAGCCACCGUGAGGUUUGGGAUAGGUUGUUCUGCAUUUGUCUACCUCUACUAGUCUCUGCAGGUCCACAGGUUUAGGAUUACUGAGGGCUCUUCUCAGCUACACCUUUCUCAUAUUAGAGACUUUUUAUUUGUCUUUUUUGACCCAUCGCAUCUAUUCAAGUAUUUAUUAUGAUUCACUCAUGUAUUUAUGCUUUUGUUUGCUUUUGAGCUUGUGUGCAAUGGGAUAAAUUGUUUGUGAGGAAUGCUGCUAUUUCAUUAUUGGUUUUAUGGAAACAAUGUAAUAUUCUUCUAAUUCUGUGGAUGUGUAUUACAAUUAAAAUGUUAUUUCAUCA
Messenger RNA from Micropterus salmoides (largemouth bass), 1409 nucleotides. RefSeq names its product insulin-like growth factor-binding protein 1. Gene Ontology annotation, biological process: regulation of insulin-like growth factor receptor signaling pathway. Bases 123 to 479 code for a protein of 118 amino acids. Gene Ontology annotation, molecular function: insulin-like growth factor I binding; insulin-like growth factor II binding. The transcript has 3 exons. NCBI's taxonomy places the organism in Eukaryota, Metazoa, Chordata, Actinopteri, Centrarchiformes, Centrarchidae. Gene Ontology annotation, cellular component: extracellular region. The record is from RefSeq and is a predicted model, not a curated record.